CCCGGUAGAUUGGUUGAUACAGUGGAAGGCUUUUCGCGCUCUGUUCGGUGGCAUGAAUAUACUGGCAUCUCGGGUGGGGCAGGAAGGGCAAGUGUUCAGGUGUUUCCAGAAGGGUGAUCUCUAUCCUGGUCAUUGAAAGACAGGUUGGAGUCUUCCCUUCAAAGCAGAAGCAUCGUUGGUCAAAGGAGGGAACAGCGUGUCCCGGAAGAUGGGCAGCAGUUUGGAUGAUGGCUGGGCCCUAGAACACUAUGGGAUGGUCAGGGAGAAGCAGCCAGGAUGUGGACCCUUGGAUGUCGGAUCAGUGGAAAGGGGAGACCUCAGACUUGUAGGAGAGAAUGACUUGUCUGCUGAUAGGGCUGAUGCCAGCGGUAUUUGCCUGGCGAGACGCAGGAACCCUCAGCUAGAGCCCUGAGAACGGAAAGCAGAGGGGCAGGAGGUGAUAGCAUUCCAGGGGAAGGCAGAUGAGGGCUGAAAAAAAAGUCUGGGAUAAGAUCGCAACUCAGCCAGGAGUAGGACAGUCAGGAGAAGUGAUGUCCCACGACAUCCAUCCUCCAUGUGUGUCCCUCCCCUUUCCCCUCCCCCACUGCUCCCUCCUGCAUUCAUGACUGUGCCUUCCUUGGUACCAGCAAGGGUCCCCGUCCAGUCCUUUGAUGGUAUAAUGAGAAAGGCUGCACAGGAAAAGGUGAAUUCUCAAAGUGGUUAGUGCUGAUGUAGGUCUGGGACCAUGGACUCUGGCGCCAACCUCUGCUGCCAGUGCCAGGAUUUAGACCCUCACUGCAAACCUGCCCAGGGGAGUAGCCAGGAGAAUUUGGGUAACAUUUAGAACAUAGAUGGUGACUGAGCUCAAGGGUAGAGCUACCAGUUAGAUGACCAAAGAAGAGGUAGGGCCCACAUGGGCUCCUGUAGCAUACUCCUGGAAAAAUAACUUAAGUCUCUGUCCGUUCCUUGUCUAUGGGGACAUGCUGUAUGCCUUUUUGGUCCAGGAAGUUGUCCUUCACUCCAUCUGCCCCCCCUGUCUGCCCUCCACCCCCAGUCAAGUCCUGGGCUGCAGACCCCCCAACCUAAGAGUCUCCCCCCAAGAGGAGGAAGAAGAGAUACCUGCGGCAUGACAAGCCCCCCUACACUUACUUGGCCAUGAUCGCCUUGGUAAUUCAGGCCUCGCCCUUCCGCAGGCUGAAGCUGGCCCAGAUCAUCCGUCAGGUCCAGGCAGUGUUCCCCUUCUUCAGGGAGGACUAUGAAGGCUGGAAAGACUCCAUCCGCCACAACCUUUCUUCCAACCCAUGCUUCCGUAAGGUACCCAGGGACCCUGCAAAGCCCCAGGCCAAGGGCAACUUCUGGGCGGUGGAUGUGAGCCUGAUCCCAGCAGAGGCGCUGCGCCUUCAGAACACUGCCCUGUGCCGGCGAUGGCAGACCCGGGGCAAGCACAGAACUUUCGUCAAGGACCUGAGCCCCUACGUCCUCCAUGGCCAGCCUUACCAGCCACUCAAUCCCCCACCACCAUCCAGGGAAGGUUUCAGCAUCAAGUCCCUGUUAGGGGACCCUGGGAAAAGAUCAACAUGGCCCCAGCAGCCUGCACUAGCUGGACAGAGCAGCACAACUCAGGCAGGCACCUGGUCCAAGGGGGGAGAAGGGAUGUGCACUGUACCCCCUAACUCCUCUGAGAAGCCUCUGUGGCCCCUCUGCUCCCUUCCUGGGCCCACAAGAACAGAGGGUGAAUCUUCCCAAGGGGAAGUCAUCAGGCCCUCUCCCCUUUCCCCAGAGCAAGGCACCUGGCCUGUCCACUUACUUCAGGGUUCCCCAGAUCCCAUGGGAAUGUCCAACAGGGGGUGCAGAGCUUCCUUGUGGGGACAGCUACCCACUUCUUACUUGCCCGUCUACACUCCCAAUGUAGUAAUGCCCUUGGCCACACUACCUCCCACCUCUUGUUCCCAGUGCCCAUCUUCACCCAGUCCAGCCUACUGGAGUGUAGGCACUAAGUCCCAAGAGUCCCAGGACCUGCUCUGUGAUCUAGAUUCCCUCUUCCAGGGCGUACCACCCAACAAGAGUAUCUAUGAUGUGUGGGUCAGCCACCCUCGGGACCUGGCUGCUCCUGCCCCGGGCUGGCUGCUCUCCUGGUACAGCCUGUAAUAGUUCAAGGCAGUCCAGGGGUGGGGGUGGGGGGCUGCUUUUCCCUUCCACCCCUGGGAUACCAUUUUGAUGGGAGAACCAGAGCCAGGAGCAUGUCCACAGCGACAGCGUUAAAACACCAGGCAUAGCCUUGCUGAAAACCCACAACUUUAUUUGGGUCACUCCAGAAAGGUUGCCUCUGCUAGAUGUAACAGGUCUGGCCAAUCAUGCCUUGACUCUCCCACACCCAGGGACCGGCUCUGGAAAAAGCGCUCGGGCUAGAGUGUGCUUCUUUUCUUGGUCCCGCCUUCUCAGGCCUUCAUGCCAUCCAUCUCUCCAUCCCUCUGUCACCUUCCUGGCUCCAGGCUGGGGGAGGGAGAGCCAAAAGCGGGUCCGAUCUGAAGUCUUGCGCACCCCCCCCCAGCUGCCUGGGUAGGAGGUAGCACCUUUUGGGGGGAAGGGUUAGGAAAUGCAAGACUGGACCCUACAUGAUUUGUGGGUGAUGGAAGUAGGGGAGAGGUUAACAGUAAAGGAAUUUACAACACUUUAA
Messenger RNA from Onychomys torridus (southern grasshopper mouse), 2656 nucleotides. RefSeq names its product forkhead box H1 (gene Foxh1). Lineage: Eukaryota; Metazoa; Chordata; Mammalia; Rodentia; Cricetidae. Bases 1135 to 2127 code for a protein of 330 amino acids. The record is from RefSeq and is a predicted model, not a curated record. The transcript is spliced from 4 exons. Gene Ontology annotation, biological process: regulation of DNA-templated transcription. Gene Ontology annotation, molecular function: sequence-specific DNA binding; DNA-binding transcription factor activity.